Messenger RNA from Otolemur garnettii (small-eared galago), 1407 nucleotides. It is a transcript of the gene ZNF830, whose product is annotated as zinc finger protein 830. The transcript has a single exon. Gene Ontology annotation, molecular function: nucleic acid binding; zinc ion binding. NCBI's taxonomy places the organism in Eukaryota, Metazoa, Chordata, Mammalia, Primates, Galagidae. Gene Ontology annotation, biological process: mitotic DNA replication checkpoint signaling; mitotic DNA damage checkpoint signaling; nuclear DNA replication. Bases 22 to 1137 code for a protein of 371 amino acids. Gene Ontology annotation, cellular component: nucleus; spliceosomal complex. The record is from RefSeq and is a predicted model, not a curated record.
CGCGUUGGUCAGGUCGCCAAGAUGGCGUCCUCCGCCUCCUCUCGGACCCCGGCGGGGAAGCGGGUGGUGAAUCAGGAAGAACUGCGGCGGUUGAUGAAAGAGAAGCAGCGUCUGAGCGCCAACCGGAAACGGAUAGAAUCUCCAUUCGCGAAGUACAAUCGUUUGGGGCAACUAAGUUGUGCCCUGUGUAACACUCCGGUUAAGAGCGAGCUCCUGUGGCAGACUCACGUCCUGGGAAAGCAGCACCGAGAGAAAGUGGCCGAGCUGAAAGGCGCGAAAGAAGCCAGCCAAGGUCCGUCCGCCAGCUCAGCGCCCCAGACUGCCAAGAGGAAGGCGUCAGAGGCAGAUGUCCAAGAUUCCAAGAGAGCGAAGGCCUGCUCGGUUGCUCAGGUACAGCCCUCCACGUCCGCUUUGCCCACCAACUUUGACAAAACCGUAAAGGAGUCCACUAGAGCGACCUCCAGUAAGCCUUCGGGACUCGGUUUACUCCCCGAUUAUGAGGAUGAGGACGAGGAGGAGAACGAGGAGGAGGAGGGAGGAGAACGAAAAAGGGGGGACGCCAGCAAGCAGCCACUCGGUGCGCAAGGCAAAGACCAUUCACUUUCCGUCUCGCGGGAGGUAACAAAUAGUGUGCUGCCAAACGACUUCUUUGGUACAAAUCCUCCCAAAGCCCCCUUAAUUCCUCAUUCAGGAUCAAUUGAAAAAGCAGAAAUACAUGAAAAAGUAGUGCAGAGGAGAGAAAACACCGCAGAAGCAUUACCGGAAGGAUUUUUUGACGACCCUGAGGUUGAUGCGAGGGUACGAAAGGUUGAUGCCCCGAAGGAUCAGAUGGACAAAGAAUGGGACGAAUUUCAAAAAGCCAUGAGGCAGGUCAACACUAUUUCUGAAGCCAUAGUUGCUGAAGAGGAUGAAGAGGGACGGUUGGACCGCCAGAUUGGGGAGAUCGAUGAGCAGAUAGAGUGUUACCGUCGGGUGGAAAAGCUGUGGAAUCGCCAGGAUGAAAUAAAUAAGCUUAAAGAGAUUCUGACCAUUAAAGAACUGCAGAAAAAGGAAGAGGAGAAUGCUGACAGCGAUGAUGAGGGAGAACUACAAGAUUUGUUGUCUCAGGAUUGGAGGGUGAAAGGGGCUUUGUUAUAAUGUUUUAAAGACCCCAAAUUGGGGGUUUAACAGCUUCUGGUAUUGUAAAACGAAGUGUUGUUUUUCAGUAUAUUGGUUAUUUCAUGCCUAACGAUUUGGAUAUCUAAAUUGGAUUGUUGAGAUAAAAUGAGUCAGGGAGCCACAGCACUUUGGAAAAUUGGUGUAAAAUAUUUUUGAGGUAAAGGUUUUUCUAGAAAUUUUUGAAGUGUUACAUGCAAAAUGCCAACUUUUCCACCCAUUAACAUGCUUAACUGUAUAUUUUUGAGUUGU